AUGAGAAGAAGAGAUGACUUUACAACAGGUGAUGGGCAACAUCAUUCUCCAAGUCUCGGGGUUCUUUCGAUUACAGGGUACAUUUUGCACCCGCCAUUCGGCGAUGUACGACGAGCGUCGGGGCGAAGGGCGCGGGGGAGCCGGCGCGUCGGGGCGAGGGGCGCGGGGGAGCCGGCGCGUCGGGGCGAGGGGCGAAGGGCGCGGGGGAGCCGGCGCGUCGGGGCGAGGGGCGAAGGGCGCGGGGGAGCCGGCGCGUCGGGGCGAGGGGCGAAGGGCGCGGGGGAGCCGGCGCGUCGGGGCGAGGGGCGAAGGGCGCGGGGGAGCCGGCGCGUCGGGGCGAGGGGCGAGGGGCGCGGGGGAGCCGGCGCGUCGGGGCGAGGGGCGAGGGGCGCGGGGGAGCCGGCGCGUCGGGGCGAGGGGCGCGGGGGAGCCGGCGCGUCGGGGCGAGGGGCGCGGGGGAGCCGGCGCGUCGGGGCGAGGGGCGCGGGGGAGCCGGCGCGUCGGGGCGAGGGGCGCGGGGGAGCCGGCGCGUCGGGGCGCGGGACGCGGGGGAGCCGGCGCGUCGGGGCGCGGGGCGAAGGGCGCGGGGGAGCCGGCGCGUCGGGGCGCGGGGCGAAGGGCGCGGGGGAGCCGGCGCGUCGGGGCGCGGGGCGAGGGGGAGCCGGCGCGUCGGGGCGCGGGGCGAGGGGGAGCCGGCGCGUCGGGGCGCGGGGCGAGGGGGAGCCGGCGCGUCGGGGCGCGGGGCGAGGGGGAGCCGGCGCGUCGGGGCGCGGGGCGAGGGGGAGCCGGCGCGUCGGGGCGCGGGGCGAGGGGGAGCCGGCGCGUCGGGGCGCGGGGCGAGGGGGAGCCGGCGCGUCGGGGCGCGGGGCGAGGGGGAGCCGGCGCGUCGGGGCGCGGGGCGAGGGGGAGCCGGCGCGUCGGGGCGCGGGACGCGGGGGAGCCGGCGCGUCGGGGCGCGGGGCGAGGGGGAGCCGGCGCGUCGGGGCGCGGGACGCGGGGGAGCCGGCGCGUCGGGGCGCGGGGCGAAGGGCGCGGGGGAGCCGGCGCGUCGGGGCGCGGGGCGAGGGGGAGCCGGCGCGUCGGGGCGAGGGGCGCGGGGGAGCCGGCGCGUCGGGGCGCGGGGCGAGGGGGAGCCGGCGCGUCGGGGCGCGGGGCGAGGGGGAGCCGGCGCGUCGGGGCGCGGGGCGAGGGGGAGCCGGCGCGUCGGGGCGCGGGGCGAGGGGGAGCCGGCGCGUCGGGGCGCGGGGCGAGGGGGAGCCGGCGCGUCGGGGCGCGGGGCGAGGGGGAGCCGGCGCGUCGGGGCGCGGGGCGAGGGGGAGCCGGCGCGUCGGGGCGCGGGGCGAGGGGGAGCCGGCGCGUCGGGGCGCGGGGCGAGGGGGAGCCGGCGCGUCGGGGCGCGGGGCGAGGGGGAGCCGGCGCGUCGGGGCGCGGGGCGAGGGGGAGCCGGCGCGUCGGGGCGCGGGGCGAGGGGGAGCCGGCGCGUCGGGGCGCGGGACGCGGGGGAGCCGGCGCGUCGGGGCGCGGGGCGAGGGGGAGCCGGCGCGUCGGGGCGCGGGACGCGGGGGAGCCGGCGCGUCGGGGCGCGGGGCGAGGGGGAGCCGGCGCGUCGGGGCGAGGGGCGCGGGGGAGCCGGCGCGUCGGGGCGCGGGACGCGGGGGAGCCGGCGCGUCGGGGCGCGGGGCGAGGGGGAGCCGGCGCGUCGGGGCGCGGGACGCGGGGGAGCCGGCGCGUCGGGGCGAGGGGCGAGGGGGAGCCGGCGCGAGGGGGAGCCGGCGCGUCGGGGCGCGGGGCGAGGGGGAGCCGGCGCGAGGGGGAGCCGGCGCGAGGGGGAGCCGGCGCGUCGGGGCGCGGGGCGAGGGGGAGCCGGCGCGUCGGGGCGCGGGGCGAGGGGGAGCCGGCGCGUCGGGGCGUCCCGCGCGGCAGGAGCUUCGCCUUCGGCGGUGA
Molecule: messenger RNA, 1944 nt
Organism: Hypanus sabinus (Atlantic stingray)
Lineage: Eukaryota; Metazoa; Chordata; Chondrichthyes; Myliobatiformes; Dasyatidae
Product: spidroin-1-like
Exons: 2
Coding region: 1-1944 (647 amino acids)
Source: RefSeq, a predicted model, not a curated record